AUGCAGAAGACAGCAGGCGAGGCGGCCUAUUUCCAGAAGGGCAGUGUGUUCUGGUUCAUGGUCAUCACCCUCUCCAUGGGAUACUACACGUGGGUUGUCUUCUGGCCUCAGAGUAUCCCCUAUCAGAGCCUUGGGCCCCUGGGUCCCUUCACUCAGUACCUGGUGGACCACCAUCAGACCCUCAUGUACAAUGGGUAUUGGCUUGCAUGGCUCAUUCAUGUGGGAGAAUCCUUGUAUGCCCUAGUAUUGUGCAAAUAUAAAGGCAUCACAAAUGAUCGGGCUCGGCUCCUCUGGUUUAUACAGACAUUCCUUUUUGGAAUAGCAUCUCUCUCUAUCUUGAUUGCUUACAGACCAAAACACAAAAAGCAGACGUAA
Molecule: messenger RNA, 375 nt
Organism: Elephantulus edwardii (Cape elephant shrew)
Lineage: Eukaryota; Metazoa; Chordata; Mammalia; Macroscelidea; Macroscelididae
Product: transmembrane protein 254-like
Exons: 4
Coding region: 1-375 (124 amino acids)
Source: RefSeq, a predicted model, not a curated record